Topomyia yanbarensis is the source of this 2813-nucleotide messenger RNA. RefSeq names its product calcium homeostasis endoplasmic reticulum protein (gene scaf6). Gene Ontology annotation, biological process: RNA processing; intracellular calcium ion homeostasis. Gene Ontology annotation, molecular function: RNA binding. The record is from RefSeq and is a predicted model, not a curated record. Gene Ontology annotation, cellular component: perinuclear region of cytoplasm. NCBI's taxonomy places the organism in Eukaryota, Metazoa, Arthropoda, Insecta, Diptera, Culicidae. The transcript is spliced from 10 exons. Bases 164 to 2695 code for a protein of 843 amino acids.
CUUUAAUGGCGUCUGGUACGGUUCUUUCGCGUUGUCGGCUUGUGCUAAUCAUGAUAACGUGAAAAACGUGAAUUUUGCUAAAAAAUAUUGCUAAAAGUAUAUAAAGUUUAAGGUUUAAGCAAGACAUUUUGCUGUUUGUACAUUUUGUUCUACAUAUGGUACGAUGGAUAUACCAGCUCCACCAAAUGAUAUUGAAUUGCGAAAUAUCAUCGACAAACUUGCCGAAUUUGUUGCUCGCAAUGGUCCAGAGUUCGAGUCGAUGACCAAAUCGAAACAGAAGGGAAAUGCAAAGUUUGCUUUUCUGUACGGUGGCGAGUACUAUGAGUACUACCAGUACAAAGUGGCCACGAAGCAGCAGUCGAUAAUGCAGCAGCAAGGCGGACAUUCGUCGGGGUUUAUGAACCAACAGAUGAAUGUAUUUAAUCAGCAACAGCAGCCGCAGAAUCAAAAUAAUCAGAUGCCACAGAUUUGGUCAAAUCCACCACUUCCUCAGCAAAUUCCGCAACAACAGCCGCAGCAACCGGUCAUUUCUCCUCAGAUAGCGGCUCAAAUUGAAGCCAUCUCAGCGCAGCAGACCGCGUUGAGAGAACAGAUUCGUCAGUCGGAGUUGAAUCUCCAAGCGCAACAUGGGGUUUUACUGCAGCAGCAGCAAGUACAAAUUGAUGAGGCUGUAACACGGGCCCAGAAUGACGCUCUAGUAAAACAGGCCGAUGAUCAUAAGAUAUUACUGAGCGAAUUCGAUGCUAAAUUGCAACCCAUCGUUGAUUCGUGUACCAAGGAUAGCAUCUCUAACGGAAAAGGCUGGAUUUUACAGCAUUGUACCGAUUCGGGAAAAUGUCAAAUUAUUUCGCAGUAUCUUUUGAGAAAGGCGUUAAUAGCUGGAGUUUUAUUUGCGCAAAAGUUACACCUGAUAUAUUUGGUAAAUGAUGUUAUCCACCACUGCAUCCGAAAACGUGCCGAUGACCUAAAGAAAUGUUUGGAGGGCGCGGUAAUUCCAAUGUUUUGCAAUGCGCAAAUAACGGCCGCAACGGAUGAACAACGAGCCAAGCUAACUAAACUGCUGUCGCUAUGGGAAUCCAAGGGGAACUUCUUCGACGCUUGCGUUAUCUCGAAGCUGAAAUCACCGCCAUCCUCGCUGCAAGAGUAUCAAAACACACUGCUCACACAAUACGCGGCUGUUGUUGGACAGAUCACACAAACCACCAAGGUGACUUUUGAAAACUAUCAGCAGCAGCAUCAAGCGUUCGUCCAGCAUGCAACACAACAGUUGGCGCUUCUGGAGAAGCAAAAGCAGCAAAUCGAACAGCAAGCCAUCAAGGCAGCUCUCGCUUCUCAACAAAAACCUUCUGGACCAGUUCCAUUGUUGCCGGAGCUUGCUACAUCAUCGAACAACGGUCAUGGUCAGGUAAACUCUCUGCUAGGCAGUGGUCGUGGUAUUGAGCGGGAAUUGUCAAUUCCGUCUCUGCUAGACCAGAAUAUAAAUUUCAACCUUCUGUCGGGAGCUAUUCAAAAUCUUCAGAGUAUGAAUGCACAAGGACAGGGUAAUCGAAUCAAUGAUAACGGAAGCAAUAACAAUACUGGGGGUGACAAUCGAAGUGGGAGUUAUUCACACUCGCACGACUCUGGAGACGGUGACAACAACGGCGAUUACUCACAACCACCACCUAAUUUUCCGAUUCCUGACAUGUCGAGACCACCACCCGGCAUGCAUCAGUUUCCUUUCGACUCGCAUGAUAAUGACCCAUUGGAUGAUAGAGAUAAUGAAUAUGAUGAUCAACCUUUGGAUAAUGAAGAUGACCGUUGCGAUGAUGAUGCACAAGAUCAUGUUCGUGACGAGGAAGAAGGUAUGAAUCAAGAAGAGCCACCCCUCAGCCCACAACAGCUCACUCCGUCAAUACCUUAUUUUGAACUGCCGGCGGGCCUCAUGGUUCCGCUGAUUCGCCUGGAAGAUUUUAGCUAUCAUCCGUUAGAUCCCGACCAGAUUCGGUUGCCUCCACCGGCGCCUCCUAACGAACGGUUGCUUUCAGCUGUAGAAGCUUUCUACGCGCCGCCUAGUCACGAGAGACCCCGAGAUGGUGAAGGCUGGGAAAAAUUAGCUCUGUAUGAGUAUUUCAAGGUGAAGAAUGCGUCUCGUAAACAAAAGGAGGAAGAAAUCGAAAGUGGGGCUCGCGAACGUUCCCGCUCACCAUCUCCAAUCGAUCCAGACUGGCUGAAAGCCACAAAGAAGCAGAAAAAACGUGUAUAUCGAUCCCGAAGUCGUAGUCGAUCCAGAUCGCGUUCACGAUCACCCCGCCAUAAAACCAGAACGCAUUCUCGAUCAAGGUCCCGAUCCCGAUCACCACGCCGAACGCGCAAUAGAAGUCGAUCACCUCGGAGAGAUAACGAUCGAUCUAAGGAUCGAAAAUCGCUCACUCCUCCGAGCUUUGGUGGUAGCGAUUUCAACGCUAAGCCGAAUUCUCCUGCUGUAGAGGGAAAAAUGACACCCGCGAUGAAGCCUAAUGCAGCGGUGGCCACUGCAGCUCCCAUAUCUCCAGCCGUUACAACUGCAAAUGUCGAAGGAGACGUUUGGGGCGGCUAUGAUCGCGAAGGAUUAGGGUCGUUUAGCGCAAGAAAUUCCGAUCCUUAUGAAAGCUUUCGGAAGAACAAGGGAGCUGCAUUUAUAACGCGAAUGAAGUCGAGAUCCGAUGACAGAUAGACAGGCUGUGUACAGUACCCCAAAUCAUUUAAACUAGGUGUCACGAGAAUUUGUCGUGAUUUUAAUGCGAACAUUGAAGAUUAACGGGAAAAGUCCUUAAUAAAGUAUAUACAUAAAA